AUGGGAAAUUGCACCUACACCCUGUCCAAGCUGUGUGAUGGGAACAGCACGCUGCCCUAUUUCAAUGUGGAAGCAGCAAACGAACACAGAGGAGGCAACACUCGCGUGUCCUACGUCCAAUAUGUGGAUGUUGAUGUUUAUGACUACAGGAUAACUCUGGGUAAAAACAGGGUUGUUAAGGUGAACGGAGCCAUUCAGGUACUUCCUGUGGUACUACCAUCAGGUGUAAAUAUUUUCUUCAGUGGACAGUACGUCAUGGUUACUACUGCCUUUGGGCUGAGAGUUAAGUUCAAUGGAGAUCAUAGAGCUGAAGUGAUUCUUCCCAGUAUAUACAAAUCUAAAGUCUGUGGCAUGUGUGGAAAUUACAACGGGAACAAAGCAGAUGACUUUCUUAACCCAGAUGGAGAGAUGGAAGCAAAUUCGGUCAGCUUGGGCAACAGCUGGCAGAUUUAUAAUGACUCCAGCUGCAGCCUGCCGUGUGUGGAAGGAUGCGUGUGCGACAGUGGCUAUCUUCUCUACAACGAUGGCUGUGUCCGCAGCAGUCAGUGCGGGUGCUGGCACAAUGGCAAACACUACCCUGUUGGCGCUGAAUUCUGGACCGAUGACACCUGCUCCUCUAAAUGCACAUGUCCCUCUCGGGGGAGCAAAGUAACCUGUUCUAACGCAGCCUGCCCAGCCGAUCAUUACUGUGGGGUUCAGAACGGAGAACCUGGCUGCUACCGUGAGACUUAUGGGAUCUGCCGAGUCCACAACGACCCUCAUUACAACACGUUUGACAGAGAGACUCACCACUUCAUGGGGAAGUGCACCUACACGCUGGCCAAAGUGUGCCACAACUCCAGCUCUCUGCCUUAUUUCAACGUAGAAGCCAAGAACGAGCAUCGAGGGUACUCUGCGGUGUCCUAUGUGCAGAAAGUCCUGGUGGAGGUUUAUGGACAACACAUAGAAAUAGUUAAGGCAACACCAAAUCGUGUACUGAUCAAUAAAAUAUGGUCAACUCUCCCCGUAACCACAGCUGGUGGGUCAAUCACAGUGAGCAGGAGUGGACGAUACGUUACCCUAGAGACAGAUUUCAGACUGAGGGUUUCCUAUGACACCGAUCACUCGGUGGAAGUGAAGGUGCCCACCACCUAUUUCAACAGGACCUGUGGCAUGUGCGGUAACUUUAACAAUCGCAGACAGGAUGACUAUAUGAUGCCCAACGGGCAGCAAGCCAAGAACUCUAAUGAGCUGGGAAACAGCUGGCGUGUCAAGGACGACGAUCCUUCUUGUGAUGUCAUCGUCCCACCCAAACCCUGCACUGCAGACCAGGAGAACCUCUACAAAACAGACAGAUUCUGCGGCAUGAUAACCAAGAGGCCUGGCCCCUUUGGGGUCUGCCACUCCGUGAUCAAUCCUGAGAGCAUCUUUGAGAGCUGUGUCUAUGACCUCUGUGCCAUGAAUGGGAAUGAGCAGCUCUUGUGUAACGCUCUGGAGACCUACGCGGAUGCGUGUCAGGAAGCUGGAGUGAAUGGAAUUCAAGUUGAUCUUCCUGUGACUCUGCAUCCUGGAAUGACAGUAGCUGUAAGAGGACCCUAUGUGGUCAUUGAUACCUCUAUUGGCAUUCAGGUGAAGUUUGAUGGUGACCAACAGCUUUUUGUUCAUGCUGAUGAAAGGUUUAAGGGGCAGCUGUGUGGCCUGUGUGGCACAUACACUGACAACCAGCUGGAUGAUUUCCUAACACCAGACAGAGUCCUGGAACAGGAUUCAAAUAAUUUCGGCAACAGCUGGCGAGUGAAGGAUGACAAUUGGACCUGUGACCCGGUUGCCGUUAUACCACCAGUCUGUGACCCUGUCCAUGAGUACGAAUAUGAAGAAUUCUGCAAAGUUAUUUUGGCAAGCGGAGGGCCUUUUGAAGCUUGCCAUUGGUAUAUCCCCCCUCAGCUGUACUUUGAGAGCUGUGUAUAUGACCAGUGUGCCACAGGAGGAAAUACCGAACAGUUUUGCUCAUCCUUAGAUGCGUAUGCUGCAGCAUGUGAAGAGAGUGUCCGGGAGUGUCCUUUCAACUGCUCAUUCGAUGACAACUUCUGUGAAUGGAGACAGUCCACCUCCGAUGAUUUUGACUGGAGACGCAUCUCCACAGCACCUCCUUAUGGAAAUAUGUCGCAUGAUGGCUAUUACAUAACAACCGACAGCCGAUAUGCCCACCCAGAGGAGAAAGGCCAGCUAAUAAGCCCUCAGUGCACUGCCAGUCAGGCUGCGUGUUUCCGAUUCCGAUACCACAUAGCAGGAGUAGCAGAGGAUGGGGCACUGAAGGUGUACCUGGUUCAGGAAGGGGACAGCAAACCCCUUCUGCUGUGGCUAAUGACUGGAAACAAGGCAGACAACUGGCUUUUAGCAGAAGUGGAUUUGCACAUUUCUGGUAGAUUUCAGGUUGUGUUGGAAGGUGUGACUGGCACGGACAACCGAACAUGGGUCUCUGUGGAUGACGUAUCUCUGGAUCCUGGUUGCUGUUUGGGAGAAGCCCCGACUACUUCAAGUCCAACUACAGUAGGCACCAGUUCAUCAGAGUCUACAACAGUGCAAGGAACAACACCUGCUUCAGAGACCACUCCGCCCCACACAAUAAGCACCACAGCAGAUGAAAGUACCACAGGGAGAGCAUCCUGUCAGGUGGCAGGAGAUCCCCACUACUUCACCUUUGACAAAGUGAUGCACACCUUCUUGGGCACCUGCACCUACACCCUGCUCCAAGUCUGCAACAGCAGCAGUGUCGUUCCUGUGACCAUCAGUGGCAAAAACGAAGAUCGAGGACAAAGAGGGGCCACGUAUCUCAAAGAGAUUUACAUUGACAUCUAUGGCAACCGAAUCACCCUUCAGAAGAACAAGGCGAUCCUGCUCAAUAAGGAGAGAGUCCGAACUCCGGUAAAGAACCGAUUACGAGGCGUGUCCAUAGGAAAUGUGGGCAUUUACAUGGUGGUGGAAACUGACUUUGGACUCCUAGUGAAAUAUGAUGGAAAUCAGCACUUGGAAAUCAGCCUCCCAGAAUCUUACUUCUCCAAGGUAUGUGGCAUGUGCGGUAACUAUAACGGCCAGCGUGGGGAUGAGCUGCUCAUGCCCAAUGGCGUGCAGGCUAACAACGUCACGCAGUUUGGAAACAGCUGGAAAGUGCAAGCCGACAGUGACGCGGGCUGCUUGCCCGACACACGAGAAGAGCUGGGCCCACCUUGCACCGCAGAGGAGAAGCCAGGCAUUGAAACCCAGUGCAAUGUUUUAAAGUCUGACACCUUCAAACCAUGUCACCAUCUGGUUGAGCCUGACCUCUUCAUCCAGACCUGCAUCUACGACAUGUGUAAAUAUGAUGGCAUGCUGUCCACUCUCUGUGCCAUCACGCAGGCCUACGUGGACACCUGCAAGAAGCAAGGAGUCAUCAUUAAAUGGAGGACCAACACAUUCUGCCCAUUGCCUUGUCCAUCCAACAGCUAUUACACCGACUGUGCAUCUCCCUGCCCAGCCACAUGUAAUAAUAUUUAUGCGUCCUCCCUCUGUGAAAAGCCAACCGAAUGCACAGAAGGUUGUGUUUGCAAUGAGGGUUACGUGCUUAGCGAUGACCAGUGUGUACCACUGAGCGAGUGUGGCUGCAGAGAUGAUGAAGAUAACUACUACAGCGCUGGGGAGAGCUGGAUAAGACCCCACUGCACCCACAAAUGCAAGUGUCAGAAGGACAAUACCAUCAAGUGCCAGCCCUAUGGCUGCGAUGCUUGGGAGAUCUGUUUCCUCAACAACAAGGGGAUAUACAAAUGUAAACCGACAGGCUUUGGGAAGUGCCUCGUCAUUGGAGAUCCACACUACCUGACGUUUGAUGGGUUGAUGCAUCACUUCCAAGGCAAAAAUACAUACAUGCUGUCUCAGACUGUCUCCAGCAUCCCCGACCGCCUGCCAUCCUUCAGCAUUGAGGGAAAGAACAAGCUUUACCCUCGAGUGUCCCACAUUUCUUUCCUCCAGGAGAUCCGUGUCAGCGUUUACAAUCACACGGUGUGGUUCAGGCAGAAGAAGCAGCUUGUGCUGGAUGGAGUGAAAACCAUCCCCCCUGCCCAGCCUCAUGAAGGUCUUCGCAUAUACCAGAGACCAACGAGAAUUUACAUGGAGACAGAUUUUGGCUUAUCGCUCAGCUAUGAUGGUGCUGAAAACUUAGAUAUAACCCUGGCCAACACCUACAAGAACAAAGUCGAAGGCUUGUGCGGCAACUUUGAUGGGAAGUAUAAAAACGACUUUACCAAGCCGGAUGGCACUCGAGUGAGGGACGUGGAUGUGUUUGGGGAGAGCUGGAAAGUCCCCGUCAGAAGAACAGUCUCCCGGCGCAGGCGAGAAGUCACUUCAGACGAGGAGCUUGACAACGUCGAGUUAAACACAGGGCUCGCCAGAGGCUGCAAUCCCAGUGAGCUGAGCCUUGUGAACUCCACUUCUAAGUGUGGGAUUCUUACCGAUCCCAAAGGUCCCUUUGGAAAGUGUCAGUCCAAUGUCUCCGUCGAGUUCUUCCAGAUGGGCUGUGUCUUUGACCUGUGUGUGGAAGCCGAGAACAGCGCUGUGCUGUGUCGGCACCUGGAGCAGUACGCGCUGGCCUGUCAGGAGAACGGGAUCGCGUUGGGAAACUGGAGAGCCCAGACGCCUUGUGAGAUGCAGUGUCCCCCAAACAGCAAGUACAGCAGCUGCAUGACUGCAUGCCCUGAUUCCUGCAGCAACCUGGCAGCCUCCUCCGAGUGCGAGUCGCCCUGUGUCGAAGGCUGCGAAUGCCUCCCUGGAUACGUUCUCAGUGGCUAUGACUGCGUGCCCUACAAGGAGUGUGGCUGCAGCUUCCUCAACACAUAUUAUAAGGCUGGAGAAACGUUUGUGACUGACGACUGCUCUCAGACUUGUGAGUGCACAACAAGUUCCAGCGUUGCCUGCACCAGGGCAGCGUGUGCACGCAGCGAGAUCUGCGCCGUCGCUAACUUCACUCGCGGAUGCUACAUACCUGGCCCGUGUCUGCAGAAUCUUUGCGAGAAUGGUGGGACUUGUAUUGAGGAUACAAGCGAAUCCAGCAACAGCUCUUCCAACUUCAGUUGUGUGUGCCCUGACGGAUACGAGGGGCCUCUCUGUGAGGCUGAAACACAGGACGAGCCAAGGAAACCUGACAACUCUCUGGUCUACAUCAUUGUGGGAGUUUCAGCAGGAAUCAUCGUCCUCGCUGCGAUCGUCUCCCUGGUUGUGUGCAGAUCCAAGUUAAGAAUGAACAGGAAAAAGUCACCGGAAUUCCCCAGAAGGAGGAAUUCGUCUUUGACCCAAUCAAGGGAUGCGCUGGACCAGAACUCUCACGUGCCAGACUACAGCUACGUGAUCAAUGCUGCGUUUGAUCGGGAUGAAAACCAGUCACGUUUUAAUUAGUGGCAUUUUUUUUUUG
Messenger RNA from Terrapene triunguis (Three-toed box turtle), 5419 nucleotides. RefSeq names its product zonadhesin-like. The coding region runs from base 1 to 5403 and encodes 1800 amino acids. Gene Ontology annotation, cellular component: membrane. Lineage: Eukaryota; Metazoa; Chordata; Testudines; Emydidae. Gene Ontology annotation, molecular function: protein binding. The transcript has 27 exons. The record is from RefSeq and is a predicted model, not a curated record.